CACCAACCAAUGUUUGGCUGCCGUAUGCCUUAUUGACUUGUCCACGACACGCAGAUCACUUUCCUUUUCCCCCCAAGAAGAUGGGCGAGACGAGGGCCAAGGAGGGGGUGUCGCUUAGACUAGCGAAUCCAUCCGCCAAGAUUCCGUGCACCUCGACCGCCGCCGCCGCUAUCUGUUUGUCCCCGCCCCCGCGACCGCGGCAGCCUAGCAGGAGGGGAGGAUCCAUGUCUAGUUUCUAGAGCAGCUGCUUGCGUCCCUUGCAAAUCACAUCGACCGAUGGGGAUACCCAGCGACGACGUGGUGCAAAUCCGCCACGCCGACGCCGCUGGCGAGCCCACCGUCGUCACCGUCAGCUGCCCCGACAAGACGGGCCUCGGCUGCGACCUCUGCCGGGUCGUCCUCCUCUUCCGCCUCAGCGUCGUCAAGGGAGACAUGAGCACGGACGGGCGGUGGUGCUACAUCGUGCUCUGGGUUCUGCCACGCGGGGGGCGGCCGGUGCCCGUGCCAUGGGACCUACUCAAGGACAGGUUGCUUCAGCUCUGCCCCGUCGCGCCGCCGUUCGGAUUCGACAACGCGUACCUCGCAGCGGCUGGCCUACAGGACCUUGCGCCUCCCCCACCAAAGCUCUUCUUGCUCAAGCUAUGCUGCUUCGACCGGAUGGGACUCUUGCAUGAUGUGACACGUGUUCUGUGCGAGCUAGAGCUCACGAUUCGGAGGGUGAAGGUCUCUACCACGCCUGAUGGGAGUGUGCUGGACCUUUUCUUCAUCACAGAUGCCAGGGAGCUUCUGCACACAAAGAGCAGAAGAGAAGAAACCCAGGACAAACUGGAGGCUGUCUUAGGCGACUCCUUGACAUGCUGUGAAAUAGAUCCUGCUGGUGAAGACAUGUUGUCUUGCCUCCAAUCCUGGGCCUCGCUGACGCCUGCUAUCACGGAACAGAUGUUUAACACAGAGGAGCAACCGAUCAGCACAAGGGGUGGCACCAUCUCCGUGACGAUGGACAACUCACUUAGCUCUGUCCACACUCUUAUUCAGAUUCAGUGCGGUGACCAUAAGGGCCUCCUCUAUGAUAUCAUGAGGACAGUCAAAGACGGUAACAUUCAGGUUUCGUAUGGCCGAUUCUAUGCGAGCCAAAAUGGAAGGUGUGAGAUCGAUUUGUUCGCGGUGCAAUCAGAUGGGAAGAAGAUCCUUGAUCAGCACAGGCAGCGAGCACUGUGCUGCCGCCUAAGGAUGGAGCUCCUCCGACCACUGCGCGUGGCAUUGGUGAACCGAGGUCCUGACACAGAGCUGCUGGUAGCAAACCCGGUUGAGGUUUCUGGAAAGGGCAGGCCGCUGGUGUUCUAUGACAUCACCCUUGCUCUCAAGAAUCUUCAGAAACGAAUCUUCUUGCAUCUUCUUGUGAUGUUUGUAGGCUGAGAUUGGGAGGCAUGUUGUGGAAGAUAGGGAGUGGGAAGUCUACAGAUUGCACUUUGGUGAGGAGCAUGAGCUCUCGUCUGCGCUGCGGAGCAAGAUCGUGGAUGAAGUCACCAACAUGCUGAUGGGGUGGGACUCAUGACACUGCUCUGCCGUGCCUCUGAAAAAUUAUCAUUACUGUUCCAGCAGGAAUCAAUUAACUUAUUUGGUGCAUGUAAAAAAAGGAACGACUUAUCUCUUAAAUGUAGCGGUAUUUAACUAAUCCAUAGACGAUCUCUACUAUUAUAAUGCACAAGUUUUGUGCAUGGAUCA
Molecule: messenger RNA, 1725 nt
Organism: Zea mays
Lineage: Eukaryota; Viridiplantae; Streptophyta; Magnoliopsida; Poales; Poaceae
Exons: 4
Coding region: 277-1416 (379 amino acids)
Source: RefSeq, a predicted model, not a curated record